AAAACUGCCAUUUGAUAGUGGUCAGUCCGGAGGAUGGAUGUGGCACUUGUGCUAUUUUCAGAGUAACUUGGACCAAGCCUUGUCCUUAAGGGUUUGGAAUCCCCCUGUCUUUUGGUUUGGCUUCUGUGUGGCUUGUUGAUUUGCUUUACAGCUGCUUCUAGGGUCUGGAGAGUUCUGAAAAUUUUCUUCUGAGAUGAAUAUUAUUAGAAAAGCAUCAUUACCAGAUCGGACCAUUGUCAGAAUAGCCGCUCACUUACCAGACCUCAUUGUCUAUGGAGAUUUUACCCCAGAGCGUCCUUCCACAGAGUAUUUUGAUGGAAUCCUCAUGUUUGUGGAUAUUUCAGGUUUUACAGCAAUGACUGAGAAAUUCAGUACAGCCAUGUACAUGGACCGAGGAGCUGAACAGCUGGUGGAUAUUCUGAAUCGCCACAUAAGCGUCAUAGUGGAAAAGGUGCUGAUUUUUGGAGGAGACAUCUUAAAGUUUGCAGGAGAUGCAUUGCUAGCCUUGUGGAAGGUUGAGCGAAAGCAACUGAAGAAUUUUAUAACCGUGGUGGUUAAAUGCAGUCUAGAAAUCCAUGGAAUUUUUGAAAAUCAAGAAUCUGAAGAAGGCCUGGAUAUCCGAGUCAAGAUUGGACUGUCUGCUGGCCACAUUAAAAAACUGGUGUUUGGAGAUGAAAAAAGUUAUUUUCUGGUGAUUGGUCAGGCUGUGGAAGACGUCCGCUUUGCACAGAGCAUGGCACAGAUGAAUGAUAUUAUUCUGUCACCAAAUUGCUGGCAACUCUGUGACCGAAGUAUAAUUGAAAUUGAGAGGAUUCCUGACCAAAGAGCUGUUAAGGUUAACUUCCUGAAGCUAUCUCCUACUUAUAAUUUUGAUGAAUUUUUCAUGAACUGCAUGACCUACAUGAAAUACUAUCCUUCAGGUGAUCACAAAAACAUUCUGAGACUUGCCUCUAAUCUGGAGUCUAACUCUGACCUGGAGCUCUCUUUACAAAAGUACAUCAUGCGAAGUAUUUUGAAGCAGAUUGAUGACAAGCAGCUGAAAGGUUAUUUGUCUGAACUUCGACCUGUGACAAUUGUGUUUGUCAACCUGCAGUUUAAAGGGAAGGAGACUGCCGAUGAUAUCGGCCAGGCCAUCCAGGAUUCCAGUGUGUACAUUGACUCUGUCCUGAAGACCUUCAAAGGCCAAAUCAAUAAGGUCUUUAUGUUUGACAAAGGAUGCUCCUUUCUUUGUGUGUUUGGUUUCCCUGGAGAAAAAGCACCUGAUGAGAUCACCCAUGCUUUGGAAAGUGCAGUGAUCAUAUUUGACUACUGCUCUCAGAUCUUCAAAAUCAAGAUUGUAUCCAUUGGAGUGGCCAGCGGAAUAGUGUUUUGCGGAAUUGUCGGCCAUUCUGUGAGACAUGAGUACACAGUCAUUGGUCAAAAAGUCAACAUUGCUGCCCGGAUGAUGAUGUACUACCCUGGCAUCGUGACCUGUGACUCUGUGACAUACAGCAAUUGUAGCCUUCCCUCCUAUUUUUUUAAAGAGCUCCCAAAGCAGCAUAUGAAAGGUGUUGCAGAGCCUGGACCAUUCUAUCAGUGCCUGGGCCUGAAUGAGAAAGUGAUGUUUGGUAUGUCAUCUCUCACCUGCAGCAGACAUGAGGAUUACCCUCUCCUGGGACGCAAUAAGGAGAUCAGAUUGUUUCUGUAUAAUAUGAAGCAAUUUUUGCUGGCGAAAAGCAGCCAAAUUCUAAUGUUUGAAGGUGUAACAGGAUACGGAAAAAGCCAGUUAGUGAGUGAACUAGGUUAUCUGGCACAAUCUGAAGACCACAGGAUCAUUGCUAUUGGACUGACUAAGGUCAGCAUACAUCAGUAUUUCUACACCAUUCAGUUACUCAUGGGCAGUGUCCUGGGCCUUGAUACCUGCAAACAUUACAAGGAGAGACAACACAAUCUGGAGGGGAGGGUCCAGAACUGUUUGGAUGAAAAGUUCUAUUGCAUCCUCAAUGACAUUUUUCAUGUUCAGUUCCCCUUGACAAGGGAAGCUUGCACAAUGAGUGGAGAAAAAAAGCAAAAGGAAAUAGAAGAAUUGUUUAUGAACAUCCUAAAGGAGACAAGUAAAACUGAAAAGCUGAUUUUCAUUAUUGAUGAAGCCCAGUAUAUUGACAUAAUCUCUUGGGAAUUCUUGGAGCAGCUGAUCCAGAAACUCAAUGUGUUCCUUAUCAUGUCACUGUCUCCUUUCGUUGACGCCCCCUGCAAAUCUGCUAAUGCCAUCAUGAAGAAUAGGAAUACUACCUAUGUCGUCAUUGGUGAGAUAAGUUCAAAAGAUAUAAGAUCCAAGGUCUGUCUUGACCUCAAUGUGGCCAGCAUCCCCAAGGAGCUGGAAAUGUACCUAGUGGAAGGAAGCUGUGGGAUUCCACUUUAUUGUGAAGAACUGCUGAAAAAUCUUCACCAUCACAAGGUACUCAUCAUUCAUCAGUAUCAACCAGAAGAAAAAUCCAAUGUGAGCUGGCAUACCCUGUUCAAAAACUAUACUAAGCCCCAGAUGAACUUAAAUCUAUUUUCUUUCUCAGCCAAUGAGGAUAAAGUACAAGUAUGUGACAUUACCCCUGGUGUCAGAUUAAAAAAUAUGUCACCCCCAUCAACAUUAAAAGAAAUUUCCCUUGUUCAGUUGGAUAGCAUGAGUCUUUCUCAACAGAUGUUGGUAAGAUGUGCUGCCAUUAUUGGACUAACCUUUACUACAGCACUGCUUUUUGAAAUUCUCCCUUGUUGGAACAUGAAGAUGAUGGUUGAAGCCCUAGCAACUCUUGUUCAGUCCAGGAUCUUCUAUUGCUUCCAGAGUCAAAAAAGUCUUCGAUUAACAGCCAAACGAAAGGGUGCCACUUUUGAAGUCCAUCAUCGUUCUAUGGCUUUGAAAAGCUCAUCAAAAAUAGCAGGUAGAGAAGAUGAAGACAUGUGCGUAAUAGAAAAUGAAGUGACUCAAUGCCGCAUCAUGAGAUUCUGUAAACCCAUAAUGCAGAAGACAGCCUAUGAACUAUGGCUUAAGGAUCAAAAGGCAGCUCUACAUGUGAAAUGUGCCCGCUUCCUAGAGGAAAGUGCUCACAAAUGUGAGCACUGUGGAAGUAGAGACUUCAUCCCCUUCCAUCAUUAUGCUGUGGACAUUCGGCUCAAUACCCUAGACCUGCAUACAGUUAGGAAGAUGAUUCAUACCCAUGCAAUUAAAAGGACAGAAGAGGUCUUUCUAAGCAAAGGAAGACUUUCAAAGAAAUUUGAUAUUUUGAGAGACGAUCUCAGCCCUGAAGAAAUAGGAGAAAAGAUCUUGUAUUUCUUUGACAUCACUUUAAACAAAAUAACAGCAGCUGAUGAAAUACUCACCCCUAUAGAAUCUUGUCAGUGUCAGGAGGUACUGGAAUUUGUUUUAUUGCCUCUUGCCUACCAUUUUACAGUUCUAGAAGAAUUGGACAAAGCCUUAUAUUACUACCUAGAAAUUGUAGCUGGUUAUAUCGGCCUAAAUGAUAACUAUUUGGCAUAUAUACAUUUGUGUGAAGGAGAGAGGUUGUUAAAAUCUCUGAAGCAUGAUAAAUCUUGGUGCCACACUUUUGAGUCUGCCAUUUUUUACACCCUCAAGGGCCAGGUCUCCUUCAACGUGGGCCAGAUGACACUUGCCCAGAAAAUGAUGAGGAAAGCACUGAAGUUACUAAAACGGGUCUUCCCUUACACUUGCCUUGCAGUUCUCCUCCAGACUAAUGUUGAAAAAAACAAACAUGCCUUUCAUAUGAGUCAACAGGAAGAGGAUGUCACUCCUCCAGGGAAGAAAAAAUUGGCUCAGCUUCAUCAGCAAAUCUCUUGCCUGUCCUCAUUAUGGCAGAUCUACAGCUUGGAUUAUGCUUGUCAUUGCAAAUAUUUUGCUCACUUAGCUGCCAUGAUGCAAGUGAAUUCUGCACUGGAAACUCAAGACAACUUCCAGAUCAUUAAAGCCUACCUGGACUACUCAUUGCACAGCCAACUGGCAGGUUACCAGGGAUUAUGGUUCAAGUAUGAAGUCAUGGCCAUUGAGAAUGUUUUCAACAAACCCUUGAAUAGAGAGACUGUGGAAAUAAUAGCUUAUGUGGCAGAAAAAUUAUCUUACAUCAAGUAUAUGAUGGGUUACCUAGACCUGUCCAUUCAGUUAGGCUUCCGAGCACAUGGGAUGUGGCAGUUAAUCAAGGAUCCCAACAGGCACUAUUUCGUCCUUCAAAGACUCACUGUUGCUCUCUUUCUGAAAAAUAGAUAUCAAAAAAUGAUUGAAGUGAUGGAGUGGAUGUGGUCGUUUGCUACCAUCGAGGAGCAUGCCAUCAGCCAAGGACUUUUCUAUUUCACCUGUCUAGAUAUCUUGCUUUAUGCUGGCUUUAUUUAUAGGACCUUUGAAGAAUGUCUGGAAUUCAUAAACGACCGAGAAGAUAACAAAAUCCUCAAAUUCCACAGUGGCCUGUUACUGGCUCUUUAUUCGGACGUGGCAAUCUGGUUUGCUAGACACGAGGAGUGGGAAAAUUUUGAAGUAUUUUUCAACAGAGCUAAAAAGCUGGUCCACAGAAGGACUCCAUCAUUCCUUUUCUGUGAGGGAUUUAGUAGGUACAUGGAAUGCCAAGUUCUUUGCCUCCAAAAACAAAUUCAAGAACAAAUGGAGAAUGUCCAGGACAUUGGAGUUGAACUACUCAAGAAUCUGGAGAAUUUGGUAGCUCAAAGUUCUACGGGUCCUAUCUUCCACCCAAGAAUUUACCACUUGAUGGCUUAUGCAUGCAUACUAAUGGGUGAUGAGGAGAACUGUAAUGUUUUCCUGAGAACAGCUUUACAGAUCUGUGAAGUCCAAGGAAAUGUACUGGAAAGAAGUUGGAUAAAUAUCAGCAAAAGAUGGUGGUACUCUGAUGAAGUAUCUGAGGAAGACAGCUGGCUUCAAAUAGUCUUGCGUCUUCCAAAGUGGAACGAAAUCGAAUUUGAUGACAACAAAAUAAAGAAUGUUGAACAAAACAAAUUCCGAUUUAAAAUUACUAUCAUGGAUAACUACUAGCAUUUUUAUGAGCAAGAUUGAAGAACUUGGAAAGUAGGUCAUUUUCAUCAUCCAAAUAAUUUCUAAGCUUCCUUUCUGGGCAUGCUGAAUUCUCCUAGCACUUACAUAUUGUUUCUGUUUGAGCAUUUUUGCCUUCCCAUCUCUUUGAGGGUAGAGGGGGAAGACAGGGUAUAAAAGCUCCAUAUUUUGUCAAUUUCUCUCUGUUAAUUGUUAAAUUGAUAAAUUAUUAAACAAUUUAUAUAUAGUGUAGACUUACAAAACAAUCAUAAUUCGUUUCUUCAGAAAUGUGAAAAAGAUAAGUAGUCACAUAAGAAAUAGCUCCUACAAAGGUGAUGAUAGUAUUGUACUUGUCUGUAUCAUAUUUGUGGGAAUAAUAAAGACUUUGAAAUGAAAAAAAAA
Molecule: messenger RNA, 5422 nt
Organism: Sarcophilus harrisii (Tasmanian devil)
Lineage: Eukaryota; Metazoa; Chordata; Mammalia; Dasyuromorphia; Dasyuridae
Gene: ADCY10
Product: adenylate cyclase 10
Exons: 33
Coding region: 194-5023 (1609 amino acids)
Biological process (GO): intracellular signal transduction; cyclic nucleotide biosynthetic process
Cellular component (GO): cytoplasm
Molecular function (GO): adenylate cyclase activity
Source: RefSeq, a predicted model, not a curated record